Molecule: messenger RNA, 2039 nt
Organism: Hippocampus zosterae (dwarf seahorse)
Lineage: Eukaryota; Metazoa; Chordata; Actinopteri; Syngnathiformes; Syngnathidae
Gene: poldip3
Product: polymerase (DNA-directed), delta interacting protein 3
Exons: 10
Coding region: 127-1587 (486 amino acids)
Biological process (GO): mRNA export from nucleus
Cellular component (GO): nucleus
Molecular function (GO): mRNA binding
Source: RefSeq, a predicted model, not a curated record
CACCAAAGUAUUGAGUAUUAUUUUAGUGUAAUAUACGUGGACGGUUUGAUAGACAAAUAACAGAAUUAAUUUAAGCUGAGAACCCUUUUUGAACCAAAAGAGCGUCCGUAAUAGUGUCAACUGUGUAUGCGCAGUUUAAUGCAGAGUGGCAAAAUGGCGGACGUGUCUUUGGAUGAAGUGAUACGACAACGCGGAAUAAACGUUAAGAUGCCAGUGAAACGAACCAUGUUUGGACGGGGUGCAGGAGGAGUUGGCAGGACUUUUGAUGCCCGUCAAAGGAUUGGCAUGACUGAUGCACGGCAACGACUUGGAGGAGGAGCGGGUUUCCCAUUGAAAGAUGCGAGAGAAAAGCUGAUUCAGAAAGAUGCUCGCUUUAAAAUCCGUGGCAGGGGUGGAGCGGCAUCAGGAGGGGGAGUCCAGGAUGCUCGUCAGAUGAUCAACUCCCGUAAACAGCAGCAGAAUGUGUUCACUGUGCCUAUACAGACCAUCCAAAAGACAGCAGUGACACACCAACUGCAGAGCCAUUCACUUGUGCCACAGAUAAAGAUCCAAGCUAACAACAACUUUGCAGGUGCGAACGCGAGGCUGUUUGCCCAAAACGUGCAAGGGCUGAGUGGGAGGGAUGGCACAAUCGGCCAUCUUAACAAGGGAAUGACAGACGCUCGUGAUAGGCUGAGCCUUAAGAGGAGCAUGAGUAGUGGGCUACAAAGCCAGGCAUCUACACUAUUGCCUCUAAAAAUUACCAAGACCAUCCAGCAACGCCCAGUUGGGGUACUUGGUGGGAUGCGUCUGCAUUCACAGCCUGUCUCGAAUGAUCAUGAUUGCCCUCCAAGUAAACAAAUAAAGAUCACUACUUCGAACAAUUUGCUACACUCACGGGAUGGUCUAGUGGGCUCCCCGUUUUCUAUGUCGGCCCCAAUAACCAAGGUCGUUAAAAAUGAUGCUUACUCAGCCCCUCGUCCCCCUGUCCCUGUUGCGCCCGCCCGGCCCACCACGAGCACAGCAGCGCCGCGGCCUCCCGCUGCAGCAUUGAAGUCCGUUUCUAGGACUCUGCAGCACAGCUCGGCUCAACACAGCCCAGCGACUCCUCCCCCGAAGCCUGUUACCAGCCCUUUGGAAGGAACAAAAAUAACAGUGAAUAACUUGCAUCCCCGUGUCACCGAGGAAGAUAUAGUGGAGCUGUUCUGCGUGUGCGGUGCCUUGAAGCGAGCGCGCCUGGUGAAGGUGGGCGUCGCUGAAGUGGUGUUUGUCCGCAAAGAGGAUGCCGUCAGCGCAUAUAGGAAGUACAACAACCGCUGCCUUGACGGUCAGCCCAUGAAGUGCAACAUUCACAUUCAAGGAAAUGUCAUCACUUCUGAUCAGCCCAUUCUCCUGCGGCUCAGCGACACCCCAAAUGCAGGAAGCGUGGCCAAGAAAGAUGGCCUUCCUCCAUCUUUGUCACGUUCUGCAAGCCAGCGAACUUCCCAGCCGACCCCUGAGGUGGACCCCCAGACGAUCCUGAAGGCUCUCUUUAAGUCCACCGUGCAGUCCUCCUCAACCACCGAGCCCCCGAGCUCACAGGCCACUGCCUUCCGCAUCAAAAUAUAGCUCGUCGCUCGUACCUGUUGUUGAACAUACCGAUGCGUCCUCAUUGAUUUUCUUCCGGACAGCGGCCACACCACACGUAGAAAAGUGAUUUGUACACAUUCAGCAUUCAUAACUACUCGGUUAUAUGCAGCGUCCCGUUUUUGAUUGGUCUGCUGGAUGUCCGACGUACUCCCAGGAUUGACCAGUUGAAGCAAAUGACAUUGCCCCCAGAGCCAAUCAAUUUGGUUAUUGCUUGUAAUACUACAAAUGUUUAAUCCUCACAUACAGUUGUGUUUGAUUUAUGAUCAUACUAUUGUUGUUGAGCUGUGUCUGUGUGCUCAGUUCAUAGGGAUACUUCAGAAAAUACACAUCUGACCUAUUUUAUUACGUAAGAUAGAUCGCCUUCCUGACUGUAUUCCUGAUCAGGGGACUUUUAGACAGGUAAAUAAAAUAACCAGAGAGAUGGUCCAAGA